CUCUUCUUUCUCUCUACAGGUCACCCCAGUACAUGCCAUGCAAUGGAGUCCCUGAGACAAUCCAAUCAGUCCCAAGUGUCAGAAUUUAUUUUGCUGGGACUGAUCGGCUCCCAGGAUAUACAGUUUCUGCUCUUUGCACUCUUCUCAGUUAUUUAUGUAAUCACAAUUUUGGGAAACCUUCUCAUUGUAGUCACAAUUUCAUAUACCCCAAGCCUGAAUACCCCCAUGUACUUUCUUCUUGGCAACCUCUCCUUUGUGGAUAUGACACUUGCUUCUUUUGCCACACCAAAGAUGAUUGUGAACUUAGUAAAAAAGCAUAAGACCAUUUCUUUUGCUGGAUGUUUCACUCAGAUCUUUCUCCUUCACUUUCUGGGUGGGGUUGAAAUGAUACUGUUGGUCUCCAUGGCAUAUGACAGAUAUGUGGCCAUUUGUAAGCCCCUACAUUACAUGGCUAUCAUGAACAAGAAAAUGUGUGUUUUGCUGGUAGUGAUCUCAUGGUUCUUAGGUCUGCUUCAUGCAGGGCUUCAGAUUCCCUUUGUUGUGAAUUUGCCUUUCUGUGGCCCCAAUGUGGUAGAUAGCAUUUUCUGUGAUCUGCCUCUGGUUACUAAGCUUGCCUGCAUAGAUACCUAUAUUUUACAGAUAGUUAUUGUUGCCAACAGUGGGAUGAUCUCUAUCAGCUGUUUCCUUAUUUUGCUCAUAUCCUACAGUCUGAUCCUCAUUACCAUUAGGAGUCACUCUUCGGCUGGGCAGUCCAAAGCCCGUUCCACGUUGACUGCUCACAUCACAGUGGUGAUUCUCUUCUUUGGUCCAUGUAUCUUCAUCUAUAUCUGGCCUUUCAGCAACCACUCAGUAGAUAAGUUCCUUGCUGUAUUUUAUACCAUUGUCACUCCCAUCUUGAAUCCAAUUAUCUAUACUCUCAGAAACAAAGAAAUGAAGGCAUCAAUGAAGAGACUCUGGAGUUCUCUUUUGAGUUGUAGAGAAAGCUCCUAG
Molecule: messenger RNA, 990 nt
Organism: Chrysochloris asiatica (Cape golden mole)
Lineage: Eukaryota; Metazoa; Chordata; Mammalia; Afrosoricida; Chrysochloridae
Product: olfactory receptor 4K17-like
Exons: 1
Coding region: 43-990 (315 amino acids)
Biological process (GO): G protein-coupled receptor signaling pathway
Cellular component (GO): membrane
Molecular function (GO): olfactory receptor activity; G protein-coupled receptor activity
Source: RefSeq, a predicted model, not a curated record